This is a messenger RNA of Oncorhynchus tshawytscha (Chinook salmon), 6696 nucleotides long. Its product is annotated as basement membrane-specific heparan sulfate proteoglycan core protein. The transcript is spliced from 31 exons. Bases 141 to 5681 code for a protein of 1846 amino acids. NCBI's taxonomy places the organism in Eukaryota, Metazoa, Chordata, Actinopteri, Salmoniformes, Salmonidae. Gene Ontology annotation, molecular function: transmembrane signaling receptor activity. The record is from RefSeq and is a predicted model, not a curated record. Gene Ontology annotation, biological process: cell surface receptor signaling pathway.
GCUAUCUAUCUGUGCAUUGUGGGCGGAGAGAUGAAACAACCUUCUGCACAUUAUGAUAUCAAACUACAAGCUCUGAUCUCAUCUCAGGAAGUAGAGGGGUUUGUCAGAAGAACUGAAGUUCAGAGUUCCAGCAGGACAGAAUGGAGUCCACCUUGCUCUGUGUGUUACUCUUGCUGAAUACAUACAUCAACUCUGGACACUCUGAAGAUGAUGCUCUUCCCAAAACUACUCUGACUGUGAAGCCAAACCCUGCAUUCACUGGAGAGAAAGUCACUCUGAAGUGUUCAGUGACGUAUGACAGUAGCUGGAACUAUCAGUGGUACAAAGACUGGAAUUAUAAUGUAGUGUCCCAGUCUGUCAGUCACACUAUAACAGGAAACACCUUCACCAUCAGUAGAGCUGCUGAGUCUGACCAGGGUCAGUACUGGUGUGAAGGGAACAGAGUGUCUAGACCCACAUCUUCACAACCAGGUGAUCCUGUCACUCUCACUGUAGAAGCUCUUCCCAAAACUACUCUGACUGUGAAGCCAAACCCUGCAUACACUGGAGAGAAAGUCACUCUGAAGUGUUCAGUGACGUAUGCCAGUAGAUGGAACUAUCAGUGGUACAAAGACAGGAAUUAUAAUGUAGUGUCCCAGUCUGCCAGACACACUAUAACAGGAAACACCUUCACCAUCAGUAGAGCUGCUGAGUCUGACCAGGGUCAGUACUGGUGUGAAGGAAACAGAUUGUCUAGACCCACAUCUUCACAACUAAGUGAUCCUGUCACUCUCACUGUAGAAGCUCUUCCCAAAACUACUCUGACUGUGAAGCCAAACCCUGCAUUCACUGGAGAGACAGUUACUCUGAUGUGUUCAGUGACGUAUGCCAGUAGAUGGAACUAUCAGUGGUACAAAGACAGGAAUUAUAAUGUAGUGUCCCAGUCUGUCAGACACACUAUAACAGGAAACACCCUCACCAUCAGUAGAGCUGCUGAGUCUGACCAGGGUCAGUACUGGUGUGAAGGAAACAGAUUGUCUAGACCCACAUCUUCACAACUAAGUGAUCCUGUCACUCUCACUGUAGAAGCUCUUCCCAAAACUACUCUGACUGUGAAGCCAAACCCUGCAUUCACUGGAGAGACAGUUACUCUGAUGUGUUCAGUGACGUAUGACAGUAGAUACAAAGACUGGAUUUAUCAUGUAGUGUCCCAGUCUGUCAGUCACACUAUAACAGGAAACACCCUCACUAUCAGUAGAGCUGCUGAGUCUGACCAGGGUCUCUACUGGUGUGAAGGGAACAGAGUGUCUAGACCCACAUCUUCACAACCAGGUGAUCCUGUCACUCUCACUGUAGAAGCUCUUCCCAAAACUACUCUGACUGUGAAGCCAAACCCUGCAUUCACUGGAGAGACAGUUACUCUGAUGUGUUCAGUGACGUAUGCCAGUAGAUGGAACUAUCAGUGGUACAAAGACAGGAAUUAUAAUGUAGUGUCCCAGUCUGUCAGACACACUAUAACAGGAAACACCCUCACCAUCAGUAGAGCUGCUGAGUCUGACCAGGGUCUCUACUGGUGUGAAGGGAACAGAGUGUCUAGACCCACAUCUUCACAACCAGGUGAUCCUGUCACUCUCACUGUAGAAGCUCUUCCCAAAACUACUCUGACUGUGAAGCCAAACCCUGCAUUCACUGGAGAGACAGUUACUCUGAUGUGUUCAGUGACGUAUGCCAGUAGAUGGAACUAUCAGUGGUACAAAGACAGGAAUUAUAAUGUAGUGUCCCAGUCUGUCAGACACACUAUAACAGGAAACACCCUCACCAUCAGUAGAGCUGCUGAGUCUGACCAGGGUCUCUACUGGUGUGAAGGGAACAGAGUGUCUAGACCCACAUCUUCACAACCAGGUGAUCCUGUCACUCUCACUGUAGAAGCUCUUCCCAAAACUACUCUGACUGUGAAGCCAAACCCUGCAAAAACUGGAGAGAAAGUCACUCUGAAGUGUUCAGUGACGUAUGACAGUAGAUGGAACUAUCAGUGGUACAAAGACUGGAAUUAUAAUGUAGUGUCCCAGUCUGCCAGACACACUAUAACAGGAAACACCCUCACCAUCAGUAGAGCUGCUGAGUCUGACCAGGGUCUCUACUGGUGUGAAGGGAACAGAGUGUCUAGACCCACAUCUUCACAACCAGGUGAUCCUGUCACUCUCACUGUAGAAGCUCUUCCCAAAACUACUCUGACUGUGAAGCCAAACCCUGCAUUCACUGGAGAGACAGUUACUCUGAUGUGUUCAGUGACGUAUGCCAGUAGAUGGAACUAUCAGUGGUACAAAGACAGGAAUUAUAAUGUAGUGUCCCAGUCUGUCAGACACACUAUAACAGGAAACACCCUCACCAUCAGUAGAGCUGCUGAGUCUGACCAGGGUCUCUACUGGUGUGAAGGGAACAGAGUGUCUAGACCCACAUCUUCACAACCAGGUGAUCCUGUCACUCUCACUGUAGAAGCUCUUCCCAAAACUACUCUGACUGUGAAGCCAAACCCUGCAUACACUGGAGAGAAAGUCACUCUGAAGUGUUCAGUGACGUAUGACAGUAGAUGGAACUAUCAGGGGUACAAAGACUGGAAUUAUAAUGUAGUGUCCCAGUCUGUCAGACACACUAUAACAGGAAACACCCUCACCAUCAGUAGAGCUGCUGAGUCUGACCAGGGUCUCUACUGGUGUGAAGGGAACAGAGUGUCUAGACCCACAUCUUCACAACCAGGUGAUCCUGUCACUCUCACUGUAGAAGCUCUUCCCAAAACUACUCUGACUGUGAAGCCAAACCCUGCAUUCACUGGAGAGACAGUUACUCUGAUGUGUUCAGUGACGUAUGCCAGUAGAUGGAACUAUCAGUGGUACAAAGACAGGAAUUAUAAUGUAGUGUCCCAGUCUGUCAGACACACUAUAACAGGAAACACCCUCACCAUCAGUAGAGCUGCUGAGUCUGACCAGGGUCUCUACUGGUGUGAAGGGAACAGAGUGUCUAGACCCACAUCUUCACAACCAGGUGAUCCUGUCACUCUCACUGUAGAAGCUCUUCCCAAAACUACUCUGACUGUGAAGCCAAACCCUGCAUUCACUGGAGAGACAGUUACUCUGAUGUGUUCAGUGACGUAUGCCAGUAGAUGGAACUAUCAGUGGUACAAAGACAGGAAUUAUAAUGUAGUGUCCCAGUCUGUCAGACACACUAUAACAGGAAACACCCUCACCAUCAGUAGAGCUGCUGAGUCUGACCAGGGUCUCUACUGGUGUGAAGGGAACAGAGUGUCUAGACCCACAUCUUCACAACCAGGUGAUCCUGUCACUCUCACUGUAGAAGCUCUUCCCAAAACUACUCUGACUGUGAAGCCAAACCCUGCAUUCACUGGAGAGACAGUUACUCUGAUGUGUUCAGUGACGUAUGCCAGUAGAUGGAACUAUCAGUGGUACAAAGACAGGAAUUAUAAUGUAGUGUCCCAGUCUGUCAGACACACUAUAACAGGAAACACCCUCACCAUCAGUAGAGCUGCUGAGUCUGACCAGGGUCUCUACUGGUGUGAAGGGAACAGAGUGUCUAGACCCACAUCUUCACAACCAGGUGAUCCUGUCACUCUCACUGUAGAAGAUUAUCAGCCAAAGACCACACUGACUUCAGACAAAGAGAACAUAUUCACAGGAGACAGUGUGACACUGAGCUGUACUGCAGAGUCUCCUGGAUGGAAGUUUUACUUGUACAGACACAGACCAGACUCUACACCAGUAACCACAACCUCUGGAUACUCCUACACACUCAGCUGGGUCAGUGUCUCUGAUGGAGGACAGUACUGGUGCAGAGCUGGGAGAGGAGACCCAAUCUACUACACCCUGUACAGUGACCCAGUCCAGAUAAACAUUACUGAGAGACCUGUUGCUGUUCUGACCCUCCAACCCAACUGGACCCAGAUAUUCAUUAGAGAGACUGUUACUAUGAGAUGUGACAUACAGGGAGGAGGAGACUCUAACUGGAACUACAUAUGGUAUAAUAAUAGUCAGUUAUUCAUCCCCUUUAACACAAAGCCUGAGUACAGAAUCAGUCCUGUCUACAGGUCUAACAGUGGUUCAUAUACCUGUGAGGGUGUAAAGGGAAACAAGUUCUCCAAGACCAGUGAUGCUGUACAACUGACUGUGUCUGAUCAACCUCAACCUGUCCUGAGUAUCUCUCCUCAGUGGCUGAACCCUGGAGACUCAGUGACUCUGAGCUGUGAAGUUGACAAGACGUCUAUAGCCUGGAGGUUCUCCUGGUACAGGACUGUUCCCUACAGAGCUGGGUUACCCUCCCUAUCAGACAAGUCUUACUCUCUACAGCCCCUAUCUGACAAUGUGACUAGUGAAGACUCCUACACUCAGAUCCCUGCUGGUCCUACUCCCACAGGAGGAUAUGUGUGUAGAGCUGGGAGAGGAGACCCAGUCUAUGACACACUCUACAGUGAACCUCAGUUUCUCUGGUCAGGAGAUCUGCAGUCUUCAGUGUCUCUUACAGUAAAUCCCAACACAACUCAACACUUUACAUCAAAGUCUCUCUCACUGAUCUGUGAGCUGAAGGGGAACUCUACUGGAUGGAGACUGAAGAGACACACUGAGACAGCAUGGCGGUCAGAGUGUCCAUCUACCUGGAGAUCAAUAACAGAAUCCACCUGCACCAUCACAUCAUUGACAACAUGGUACAGUGGAGUGUUCUGGUGUGAGUCUGGAUCAGGAGAGAACAGUAAUGCUGUCAACAUCACAGUAAAUGAUGGUGAUGUGAUCCUGGAGAGUCCUGUCCAUCCUGUGACUGAAGGAGACUCUGUGACUCUGACCUGUACAUUUAGACAUCAGGGAACAAAUCCUAAACUCAAUACUGAUUUCUACAAAGAUGGAACACUCAUCAAGAAUGAGACCACAGGAGAGAUGACCAUCCCUACAGUAUCCAAGUCAGAUGAAGGAUUCUAUAAGUGUAAAUCUGGUGAAGGAGAAUCACCAGAGAGCUGGGUGACAGUGAGAGUCGUAGCUCCUGGAUCCUCUACAUCAGUCCUAGUAGGAGUGGUUGUGGGUCUGCUUGUUGCUGGUGUUCUACUGGUCAUUCUCCUGGUCCUGCUGGUGAGAUAUCAAAACAGAAAAGGUUCCUGUUUCAACAGAAUAUUCUGGCCCCCUCAGCCCCAGAGAACCAACCAGGACCCCCAACAGGACCAAGGAUCUACCCAGGGUGACACUAACAUCUACGACACGAUCAAUUCCUCAGACAACAAUGAUAAUGAUGUUGCUGGUGCUUCUGCUGCUGGACCAAGGCAUGUGACUUACACCCAGAUUAAUCUGAAAAAGUUGGACAAGAAAAAGAAAGAAAAGAGAAAUUAUCCUCAAGAAAAUCCAGUCUACUCUGAGGUGAAGACAGGGAAAGCGACAGCAGCAGCUGGACCUGUUAAUGUGACCUAUGCUGAGGUUGACCUCCAAAAGAAGGUCAAAACCAAGAAGAAGAGAGAAACAGCAACCCCACCUGAGCCAGAAUCUGUCUAUUCUCUAGUGAAGCCAUACACAGCCCCCGCAGCAGCUGGACCUGUUGAUGUGACCUAUGUUGAGGUUGAUCUCCAAAAGAAGGUCAAAACCAAGAAGAAGAGAGAAAGAGCAACCCCACCAGAGGCAGAUUCAGUCUAUUCUCGAUUGAAGCCACGCUAAUGCCCCGGUCCUUGAGGGAGAUGGAGGGACACUUCAUCAGAGGAGGAGCAGGAUAAACCUGGGAAUAUGGAUUAUGCACACACACACAUACGCAAGCGCACUCACGCAAGCGCCCUCACACAUACACAUAAGGAUUUAUAUGUAUAUAUAACAACAUAUAUAUUUGAUUUAAUAUUGGUUUUUGUGUAUAACUGCAACAUCUUUUUAAACAAUGACAUGGUGUUAUGGAUCUUAUCUGCAGCUACAGUAAUUGUAUAAAAAUGUUUUAUUUAACUAUACAUUUUGAGAGUAAUGAAACUGGAAGGGAUGAUAGAUGAUCAGGGAAGCAGAUCUGAUGACACCGAGGUCUGAGGAAGCAUUGACGGUCUGAUGAUCCUAUGAACAGAGGGAGCCGCUCAGAGUAGAAAGACAGUCAGGGUCCGUAGCCUCAGCAACGCACCAUGCUGGUGAUGCUUAGCUUAGCUGGCUAGCCACUCCUCUCCACUAACUCUAUGUAGCACCCACUUGGGUGAUGCUAUUAUGCUGCCACAAAGAUGCUGGAAGAAUAACAUUAGCAGUUAAAGUAUCUUAUCCACUAGUCCCAGCCAUCUCCUCAUGCAGUCCUCUCACUUCUUCUGCUUCUCUCCAGUGUUAUGACAUUCUAGUCCAUUCACAUACACACAGUCUCCAAGCUAGCUUGUUAGAUAGCAAUUGAGCCAAAACAGGCAAAUUCGAACUUUAAAAUCAUUAUUGAUGACAAAUUAAUUAUGGAUUCUAAAUUACCAAUCAAAAAACAAAAAGCUGAUAGAAAAAUGGCCAUACAAAAAAACUUAAAGGCCCAGUGCAGUCAAAAAAUGUGAUUUCCUGUGUUGUGUGUAUAUACACUGAGUAUACCAGACAUUAGGAACUACUGCCUAAUAUUCAGUUUUCCCCUUCCCACUCAGACCACUCCCACACAUUCAUAGCAUCAUUCUUGUUUGACAAAUUGCUCUUUGCUUAGAAACUAUUUUUUUUUUUUUUUUUUACCACAAUCACA